CUCCCGUCGCAACUUGAGCGGCCGACGCAAGCGAGACUUGAUGCCGAUCCCAGCCGAUCACAAGCAAUAAUGAAUUCAGCUCUGCGAGCUAGCUGUCUACCUACCUUAGGCAAGAUGGCGCCUCUUCUUGUAUCAACAUUGGACUCACAGCUUACACGAGUAUGCGACGAUUUGAAGAGCUGAACUACAAGAUACAGCUUCUCCUACCCUCCUAAUGACCGAGCGUAAUAGUACAGCUAUCUCGUGUACCGGAUCAGAAUUCGGAGUUGGGUUAAAAGUUGCAGAAGACCAUGAUAUUUGAACGCCCGCAGCCAGCGAUAUGCCAGCGAUAUGCCAGCCAUAUGUGCACCCAAGAGGCACGUAGAAUGCCCUCCCCCGGACAAAUUAAACCCGACGUACAGCCAACUCAACCUCUCAGCCGAGAAGUUCCUACCUGGCCAGCCCAAGGACGGUUCCCUACCAGGCUUCCUCGCCCAUCCAAUCGACACCGUCGGACUGCAGCCGCGGGAGCUGGGCUACCUCGACGAGAUAUACCGGAGAAGAGACGAAUGGCCCUUUUGCUGGCUUCUCUUCAACGCAACGGCACUCGGCAAAUGAAGACGCAGCGGAUCGCUUCGAGUAGAACCGCCCCAACGUGCGCCAGGCUAUCGGGUACGAUGGCCUCACGAGGGACGGCGGCCGGGUCCGCUGCUCGGGCGAGUGGCAGCUGGACGGCCGUCUCUUGGAGACUCCGGUAGCCCGGACGAAGUCUUCACGGAGGCUUACAUCAUGCUACUGCCCUCGGAGACCCAAACAAUGUGGGGCAAGACCUUCCUGGUCCGGCGAAUU
Messenger RNA from Colletotrichum phormii, 828 nucleotides. RefSeq lists its product as uncharacterized. Bases 291 to 737 code for a protein of 148 amino acids. The transcript is spliced from 3 exons. The record is from RefSeq and is a predicted model, not a curated record. NCBI's taxonomy places the organism in Eukaryota, Fungi, Ascomycota, Sordariomycetes, Glomerellales, Glomerellaceae.